Plasmodium gonderi is the source of this 690-nucleotide messenger RNA. Its product is annotated as conserved Plasmodium protein, unknown function. The coding region runs from base 1 to 690 and encodes 229 amino acids. The record is from RefSeq and is a predicted model, not a curated record. Lineage: Eukaryota; Apicomplexa; Aconoidasida; Haemosporida; Plasmodiidae. The transcript is spliced from 6 exons.
AUGGGUGUUGAAGACAUAACUGCAGAAGACCUAGAAAAGGCUACAAAAUCAUUUGUAUCAAUAGAGUCGGCUAGUCAAAUAAGCAGGAGAUAUGUUCGAAAAAAACUAGAGGAAAUUUUUAACUUGGAGGAAAAUUCUCUACAUGAGAGAAAAAAAGAGAUUAAUGACAUAAUUACAAAGGUAUUGACAAACAUUCUUGAAGAGGAAAACAAGAAAAAAAAUAAUGACUUGUGUGAAAUUGACGGAGAUAUGAACACGGCAGAAACGAAUAACGAAGGGGAACAAUAUAAUAAACAAUUGAAUUACAGGAAAAAUCAUAGCAAUAUGAACAAGACCAAGAACGAGAUUAUUAAAAGCGAAAACAUGAAUGAUGAUAAAUUAUCUAGUGCACAGUCGGAUAACAACGAUAAAAGUUCGUCCAAAAAAAGAAAAAAUAAUGACAGUGAACCACUUUCAGCUAGAAAAAAACAAGCCAACAUUAUGACGAAGGAUUACUUUUUAAACAAUGCCGAAUCCUUACUUUGCAAUUUAUCGAACGACAUAAAAUUAAAAUUGGAACCAAGAAUGUUCAGUACAGGCAGUUGUGGAUGGCACAUGAUGGAUAAGGUUUAUCUAUUAGUUGGGGAUCAAAAUGUCCUUUGCCAACUUUGCAUUAACUGUUCAGUUAUCGGAAGCAAGCAAUGGAACUAA